Pistacia vera is the source of this 907-nucleotide messenger RNA. Its product is annotated as 60S ribosomal protein L5-like. Gene Ontology annotation, cellular component: cytosolic large ribosomal subunit; ribosome. The record is from RefSeq and is a predicted model, not a curated record. Lineage: Eukaryota; Viridiplantae; Streptophyta; Magnoliopsida; Sapindales; Anacardiaceae. Gene Ontology annotation, molecular function: 5S rRNA binding; structural constituent of ribosome. Gene Ontology annotation, biological process: ribosomal large subunit assembly; translation. The transcript is spliced from 7 exons. Bases 1 to 747 code for a protein of 248 amino acids.
AUGGUAAAGAUAUUUGUAACAACAACUAACAAGGACAUCACUGCACAAAUAGUAUCAGCCAGUAUUGUUGGUGAUUCAGUUCUUGCUUCAGCAUAUGCCCAUGAAUUGCCUCAUUUUGGGCUUGAAGUAGGUCUUACAAACUAUGCUGCAGCUUAUUGCACUGGACUUCUCUUGGCCCGCCGUGUCUUGAAAAAGCUUGAGAUGGACGAUGAGUAUGAAGGAAAUGUGGAGGCUACUGGGGAGGAUUACUCUGUUGAACCAGGUGACAGCAGGAGGCCAUUCCGUGCUCUUCUUGAUGUUGGACUCAUUAGAACCACAACUGGAAACCGCGUUUUUGGUGCCCUGAAGGGAGCUUUGGACGGUGGUCUGGACAUUCCUCACAGUGACAAGAGGUUUGCUGGCUUCUCAAAGGACAGCAAGCAGCUUGAUGCUGAGGUUCACCGCAAGUAUAUUUAUGGUGGCCAUGUUGCUUCAUACAUGAAAACUUUGAUGGAAGACGAACCAGAGAAGUAUCAGUCUCACUUCAGUGAAUGCAUCAAGAGAGGAAUUGACGCUGAUGGCAUGGAGGCACUGUACAAGAAAGUGCAUGCUGCCAUUCGUGCAGAUCCUACUGCCAAGAAAUCAAACAAGCAGCCUCCCAAGGAACACAAGAGGUACAACUUGAAGAAACUCACAUACGAGGAAAGGAAGGCAAAAUUGAUCGAAAGACUGCAAGCCCUCAACUCAGCCGUUGACGACGAUGAGUGAAAAUCAUGGCCUAAUUUGAGCUAAAAUAUUGUGGCUGAGCCAAAUUGUUUUCUCAUGUUAUUUUUGUUCUUAUUUUUGCAUUUUUGCAGCUUGGAGAUUUCAUGUUAGAUGAUAACAAAGAUUUUGGAUAUUUUUUAGCUUGGUAUGAAAUGAAGUUUCA